AUGUAUAGAGUUCGGAUACCUUUCAAAAUCAUAGCCAGACACAAUUCGAGUCUAGUGGACUUCUAUAAACUAUUUCCCAAAACAUUCCCGAAAGGGUCGCCACCCAAUUCUCCUUUCUCCGUGGACCUGAAGCAGCUUCGGAAAGAGUUCCGCUUGCUUCAAAGCACCAACCAUCCGGACCUCAAUCGGAUUAAGGACGAGACGGCAGGCGAUCUGUCGUCGCUUCUGAACAACGCAUACACAGUGCUGUCGAGCCCCUUGAAACGGUCGCAGUAUUUACUGAAGAAAAACGCCAAUAUUGACCUAAACGACGAUGCGGUGAACAAAAAGUUCCAGUUCCAGGAUCAGUCUGUUUUGAUGGAAAUAUUGAACGUUCAUGAGGAUCUAGAAGAUAUACAAAGUGAGCAGGAGCUAGCAAAGCUGGAACAAGAGAAUGAUGAGAGAAUUGAGAAAAGCAUUGCAAAACUCGAGGAGCUCUACAAAACGGAGGACUAUGAGGCGAUCGCCCUUGAAACAGUGAAGCUGAAAUUCUGGGAAAAUAUCAAAAAUGCACUGAAAGAGUGGGAGGCGGGCAAGCCGGUGAAUUUGACUCACUGAGAGACAAUCUUGUGUUACACGACAUAGCUUCCGUUUUAGUUCUGGCACAUAAGUUUGAAGUGUUUGAUGGUUUUGCGGAGCCGGAAGAAAUAGGGGGACUGCGUACGAAAGCGCCAGUUUGCUCAAUGCGAUGCGGGACAGAUUUGGGACUUCUUGUCUACCGGAGUAUCACACGCAGUAUGUAAAGGUUUCGGGAGCUUCAAGUGCAUAGCUAAGCUACACUGGUCUUUUAUGUAUGAUACACAGCC
Messenger RNA from Ogataea polymorpha, 845 nucleotides. RefSeq lists its product as uncharacterized. Gene Ontology annotation, biological process: [2Fe-2S] cluster assembly; protein complex oligomerization. NCBI's taxonomy places the organism in Eukaryota, Fungi, Ascomycota, Pichiomycetes, Pichiales, Pichiaceae. The record is from RefSeq and is a predicted model, not a curated record. Bases 1 to 597 code for a protein of 198 amino acids. Gene Ontology annotation, molecular function: protein-folding chaperone binding; ATPase activator activity. The transcript has a single exon. Gene Ontology annotation, cellular component: mitochondrion.